Molecule: messenger RNA, 3969 nt
Organism: Misgurnus anguillicaudatus (oriental weatherfish)
Lineage: Eukaryota; Metazoa; Chordata; Actinopteri; Cypriniformes; Cobitidae
Source: RefSeq, a predicted model, not a curated record
UUAUAAAUUAAAUUAUUUGUAAUCAGAUGUUUAAUGUUUGUUUACUGUCAGCAGAGGGAGAAACACCUCAAACACUUCCUCAUACAAUAGUGACGUCACAGAUGAAAGUGAAAGUAAAUUGUUUCGUGUUUAUCUUCCGCCAUUUUAAACAGGUAGAGUUGAUUUCUUAACAUAUCGAUGAUCAAAGUGAUUAAUAUAACAUGUAUAAACAGCUUUACAUGUAUUUUUGUGUGUGUAGUUGAUGUAAAAGUUGUAGUAUUUUGAGAAAGUGAAUCCAGUCAGAUUGUGAUGACAGCGAGUGUUCAGGUGUGUUCAGUAUCAGUUGUGGAGAUCAGAUUGAUCAGAUUCACGUCUGCAGCUCCAUCAUGGAUCAAACACAAACAUCAACACAUGAAGAUUUUUCUCCAGGAUGCAGUUCAGAUCACCAGAAGAGAUCAGAUCCAGAGAUCAGCUGUGUGUCUAUGAAGAGUGAUCGGUCUAUGGAGCGGCCAAUACACUUUAAGAAUCAAAACAAUUUCAGACCAGUCAAAACAGAAGUCAUCUGUAAAAAGAGGAAAAUUGAUGAGACUAUCAAUCAAGCACAAGAUUAUGAUGUAAACACGUGUCCUGGAUUCAGUUCAGAUCAUCAGAAGAGAUCAGAUCCAGAGUUCAGCUGUGUGUCUAUGAAGAGUGAUCGGUCUAUGGAUUGGCCAUUACACUUCAAAUCUGAUGAUAGAGGGCCUGCUAUUAGCUCAAUCCUGCCAUCAAGACCAGAAGUCAUCUGUAAGAAGAGGAAAAUCGAUAAGACUCUUAAUCAACCACAAGAAUAUAAUGUAAACAUGUGUCCUGAAUUAAGCUAUGAACAUCCUAAUAAAAUCCUAAACACAUUCAGAUCAAAUCUGAGGAAGAAGUUUGAGUGUUUGUAUGAGGUAACAUCAAAUAAGAGAAACCCAACACUACUGAAUGAGAUCUACACAGAGCUCUACAUCACAGAGAGUGAAAGUGGAGAGAUCAGUAAUGAACAUGAGGUGAGACAGAUUGAGACACAAUCCAGAAGAACAACAACAGAGGAGACAUCAAUCAAAUGUAAUGACAUCUUUAAACCUUUACCUGAACAAGACAAACACAUCAGAAGUGUGCUGACAAAGGGAGUCGCUGGCAUUGGAAAAACAGUCUCUGUACAGAAGUUCAUUCUGGACUGGGCUGAAGAGAAAGAGAAUCAGGACGUCCACCUCAUAUUUCCACUUCCUUUCAGAGAGAUCAAUUUGAUGAAGAACAAAACACUCAGUCUUUUAGAUCUUCUUCAUCAUUUCUUCCCAGAGACAAAAGAAAUGAAAAUCUCCAGUGAUGAAUAUAAAGUGUUGUUCAUCUUUGAUGGUUUGGAUGAGUGUCGUCUGUCUCUGGAUUUUCACAGCAGUGUGAGGUUGUGUGAUGUAAGUGAAUCAACCUCAGUGGACGUGAUGCUGACAAACCUCAUCAAGGGGAAUCUGUUUCCCUCUGCUCUCAUCUGGAUCACCUCCAGACCAGCAGCAGCUGAUCUCAUCCCCUCUGAGUGUGUUGAUCGAGUCACAGAGGUACGAGGAUUCACUGAUCCACAGAAGGAGGAAUACUUCAGGAAGAGAAUCAGAAAAAAGAGACUGGCCAUCAGCAUCAUCUCACACCUGAAGUCAUCCAGGAGUCUCUACAUCAUGUGUCACAUCCCAGUCUUCUGCUGGAUUUCAGUCACUGUUCUAGAGAGAAUGUUGAGUGAAGCAAAGAGAAGAGAGAUCCCCAAGACUCUCACUCAAAUGUACACACACUUCCUGAUCAUUCAGACAAACAUCAAACAUCAGAAGGACUAUGAGAAGAAAGAUGAAGAGAUGAUCUUCAAACUGGGGAAACUGGCUUUUAAGCAGCUUGUGAAAGGCAAUCUGAUCUUCUAUGAUGAAGACCUGAGAGAGUGUGACAUUGAUGUAGCAGAAGCAUCAGUGUACUCAGGAUUGUGUACUCAGAUCUUCAGAGAGGAGUUUGGUUUGUAUCAGGGGAAAGUUUACUGCUUUGUUCAUCUGAGCAUUCAGGAACAUCUAGCAGCUCUUUAUGCUCACAUCUCCUUCACAAACAACACCACAAAUGUGUUUAAAUCAGUUUGGUUUUCUAUAACUUUAAAACAGGAUUCAUUAUUUGAGUUACAUCAUCGAGCUGUAUAUGAAUCUUUAGAGAGUAAGAAUGGACAUCUGGAUCUUUUCCUGCGUUUUCUUCUGGGUCUUUCACUGGAGUCCAAUCAGAUUCUCUUACAGGAUCUACUGACACAGAUGAGAAGAUGCUCCUACAAGAAAGAGAAAACUGUUAAGUACAUUAAACAGAAGAUGAAUGAGAAUCUGUCUACAGAGAAAUCCAUCAAUCUGAUUCACUGUCUGAAUGAACUGGGUGAUGAUUCACUGCUGCAGGAGAUUCAACAUUAUGUGAAAUCUUCAUCAGUAGGAAACACCAAACUCUCCUCUUCACAGUGGGCAGCUUUAGUUUUUGUGUUGUUGAUGUCUGAGCAGCAUUUGGAUGAACUUAAUCUAAAACCAUUUAUUGGAGAUAAAAAUACAGCAGAUGAAGUUCUUGUGAGACUGCAGCUUGUGAUUAAAGAAACCAAAAAACUCAAGUUGUAUGGUUGUGAUAUCACAGAUGAAGGUUGUGUUGCUCUGACUUCAGCUCUGAGAUCAAACCCAUCACACCUGACACAUCUGGAUCUGUCUUAUAAUAAUCUCACAGAUUCAGGAGUGAAGCUGAUCUCUGAUGUACUGAAGAAUCCUGACUGUAAACUGAAGAUACUGUGGUUGUGGAGGUGUGAUAUCACAGAUGAAGGUUGUGUUGCUCUGACUUCAGCUCUGAGAUCAAACCCAUCACACCUGAGAGAACUGUAUCUGUCUGAUAAUAAACUAAGAGAUUCAGGAGUGAAGCUGAUCUCUGAUGUACUGAAGAAUCCUGACUGUAAACUGGAGAUACUGAGGUUGUGUAGUUGUGAUAUCACAGAUGAAGGUUGUGUUGCUCUGACUUCAGCUCUGAGAUCAAACCCAUCACACCUGAGAGAACUGGAUCUGUCUCUUAAUUAUCUCACAGAUUCAGGAGUGAAGCUGAUCUCUGAUCUAAAAGAUGAUCCACAUUAUAAACUACAGACAGUAUGUGUUUGGCCUAAGAAACGACGGUAAAGAUGUCUGAUCUUCAGUAUGAUCUGAUAGUGAAUAAGAAGACACAAUAGUGACAUCACUUCCUCUUAACCGUAUGAGUUGAUUAUUCAGUACAGGAUCUGAUCUGUGACUUUAUCUAAAUCUGACUUUGAAGUGUUGGAGGUAAAUCUUCAUCCUAACUCAGCUUCUGUCUACACAUUUCCUAUAAGAGCGAUUUAUCAGUCAGUGUAAGAGGAGCAAGAAAUCUCAUAGGAUCAUAAACUGAAGUAAAUACUGACAAGAUUCCUCUUCUUCUACACUGUUGGGGUUUUUAACUUCAUCUUAAACUGAAAUGUGUUCAAGUUCAGCACAACAUUGAAGACUCGCAGCUCAUUUAUCUCUAAAUCCAAAUAUUGGACGUCUUGACUUUUGUGUUCUUCAGGAUCUGACUGCAGGACUUUUUGAUGAUUAUGUGAUCAAUUUGAAAUCAUUGAAAUCAGAUUUGUCUCAGAGAAGACAGAAGAGCAUUUCUGGAUCUUGUUUUCAUUGGGCUUCUUCUUUGCAUGAUAAAGCUUUAAGCAGCAUUUGUGGAUGAUAAAGUGAAUUGUGUUAACAGACAGUGAUUUCUGGAGGUGUUUCUGAUCUCAUGCAGUGAUUUUCAGGACUGAAUCAGGUCUGUGUUUCAUUCAGUGAGGACAUCACAGACAUCUAAUAUUGAUUUUACUCCCUCACACACAGAGAUUGUUUGAAUAUUUUGAUGAUAUUAUUAGUAGGUCAGUGUCCUUCCUUCAUAAUGUUUUUAAACACCUGAUUCAACUCAUCAGACUCCUUCCAGAAUCAUUGAAAUGUCUCCAUA